Neltuma alba is the source of this 2230-nucleotide messenger RNA. RefSeq names its product dihydrolipoyllysine-residue acetyltransferase component 2 of pyruvate dehydrogenase complex, mitochondrial. Gene Ontology annotation, molecular function: dihydrolipoyllysine-residue acetyltransferase activity. Gene Ontology annotation, biological process: pyruvate decarboxylation to acetyl-CoA. The record is from RefSeq and is a predicted model, not a curated record. The transcript has 19 exons. NCBI's taxonomy places the organism in Eukaryota, Viridiplantae, Streptophyta, Magnoliopsida, Fabales, Fabaceae. Bases 164 to 1792 code for a protein of 542 amino acids. Gene Ontology annotation, cellular component: pyruvate dehydrogenase complex.
GAUGCUUUGUUUCUUACAACCAUCAGCUUCCGAUCUGCGACCAAACCCUACGGAUUUAGCCACCUAACCAGUUCACACCGAUCUUCCAAUCCCUUUUGAACAUUCAUUUUCCCCCUGCGUACUUUCGAUUUCGCUUGUUUCAUUCUGUUGGGUAGAAAGCAAAAUGUCUUGCGCAGCUCGUAUAAUCAAUCACUCCAGAAAGUUGAGGAAUGCCCCCAGCUUGUUACAACAUGACCGUGCCUGUUUGGCUCGUUGUUUCUCUAGCGAGGCUCAACAAUCUAUGAACAGAAAUCAAGAUGUUUGUGAAUCCCAAUUUCAUGGUUGCCUGUCCCCAACGAAAAAGACUGUUUCCGAGCCUGCCUCCUACCACGCUAAAUUGUCAUUUGGUGGACAGACGAGAAACAUGUCAACAUGUUUCGCCCGGGGUUCUUUAAGCAAUGAGAAUUCAUGUUCUCAGGUCCAAUCGAGGAGAACUUAUGCAUCAGCUUCAGACCUUCCUCCGCACCAAGAGAUUGGAAUGCCCUCUCUAUCACCUACAAUGACUGAGGGCAACAUUGCAAGAUGGUUGAAGAAAGAAGGGGAAAAAGUUUCUCCUGGUGAAGUUCUGUGUGAAGUUGAAACUGAUAAAGCAACAGUAGAAAUGGAAUGCAUGGAGGAAGGUUAUCUUGCCAAGAUAAUACGUGGGGAUGGAUCAAAAGAAAUCAAAGUUGGAGAGAUAAUUGCUAUAACUGUUGAAGACGAGGAUGAUAUUGCAAAGUUUAAAGAUUAUCAACCGUCUGCCUCGGGUGCUAGCUCUGCCCCUGCUAAAGAACCAUCUGCCCCUCCCCCACCAAAGAAAGAGGUGGUAGAUGAGCCUGCCCGAGAACCUGAGCAAAAGGUUUCCAAACCCACUGCAUCUCCUCCAGCUGGAGAUCGCAUAUUUGCCAGUCCUCUUGCUAGACAGUUUGCUGAAGAGAAAAAUAUUCCUCUGUCAAGCAUCAAAGGAACAGGACCUGAAGGGCUCAUUGUUAAGGGUGAUAUUGAUGAUUACUUGGCUUCUGGCGUUAAGGAGGUUUCAGCAGCCUCAAAGACCAAGGUUACAGAUGCAGCUUUGGAUUACACUGACAUUCCUGUCUCUCAGAUUAGGAAGAUCACAGCUUCACGCCUACUAUUAUCCAAACAAACUAUUCCUCAUUACUAUUUAACAGUAGAUACAUGUGUUGACAAACUCAUGAGUUUGCGCUCCCAACUCAAUUCAUUGCAAGAAGCAGCUGGUGGGUCACGUAUUUCAGUUAAUGACCUUGUAAUCAAGGCUGCUGCUUUGGCUCUUCGUAAAGUUCCUCAAUGUAACAGUUCAUGGUCAGAUGAUUAUAUUCGCCAGUAUCAUAAUGUGAAUGUUAAUGUUGCCGUGCAGACCGAUCAUGGACUUUUUGUUCCUGUCAUCAGGGAUGCGGACAAGAAAGGCCUCUCGAAGAUAGCAGAAGAGGUCAAGCAAUUGGCAUCAAAGGCCAAAGAGAACAGCUUGAAACCCCAAGACUAUGAGGGAGGCACAUUUACGGUUUCAAACUUAGGGGGGCCAUUUGGCAUCAAACAGUUCUGUGCCAUCAUCAAUCCACCUCAGUCUGGCAUUCUUGCAGUUGGAUCUGCCGAGAAGCGGGCCAUACCGGGUUCAGGACCUGGAGAAUUUAAUAUUGCUUCUUUCAUGUCUGUAACUCUCAGCUGUGACCAUCGCGUAAUAGAUGGGGCAAUUGGUGCUGAGUGGUUGAAAGCAUUCAAAAGCUAUAUUGAAAAUCCAGAGUCAAUGUUGCUGUAAGAUUAAGCUUAACUUCCUUGCGAAUAUUCUCAACUGAUUAUUAAGGCGGGAAUGAGAAUAGUUCAUCUGGGCUCUAUCCACAUGCCCAUUCGGGUUUGGUGGAUUGUAUUCCUGACCAAUCUUCGAUUGAAAGUCUUUACCCUUUUUGGCCGAAAGUCUCGGUCUCUUCUCAGAAGAUGAAUUUUGCAAUUUUGUAUUUUGAAUAAGCAGGGCCGGAAGGGGCAUUUGAUACAUUUUGGAAUUUUCCUUUGAUAAGAGGGUAUUCCCCCAUAGAGGCAUAUUCGUGCUCGAGAUUUUUCUUGUCAGACUUUGUGAAUAAUCGGCAAUUUUCUUUUGAGAUGUGCUCUCAUUUCUUGUUUAGUUGGUUACAAUGAGGGGUAAAGCGGGCUCUUUCCCUGGAAUAAUUUGUUAAUAUGAAAAUUGGCAUUUUAUUGCUAA